AUGGAGGCGAAUGGAGCGAGUCAGGAGUCCCGCAAGGAAAAUAAACAUUGUAGUGGAAGCGUAGAAAUGUGUCCUAAUGAGGGAAUAAAACAUUCUUUUAAAGAGUGUUUCUCCUUUCUACUCGAGUCGAUUGCAGAUUUUGGUUCUGAGCUAAAAAUGAAGAAUGAAGUGUUAAGCAUCUUCGUCAAUGUCAGUGCUCUCAACUUCACUGACCUAAAACCAUCACAUGUAUACGACUGUUUACAACAGUACAUGGUCAAGUUACAGUCAGUAUCAGCAAAUUUAAAGCUAAUAGUGGAUGCGGACAGCGAGUCUACCCCAACCAAUAGUGAAUUACCAGAGAAAUCCAACAAGGACUUGACGGCAACAUCUGAAGAAGAAAUAGUGGUUGACACAGUAUGCCUUCCUGCUGCAUCACAUAAAAACUCUGGCGUUCUAAAGGCCCAGGUUGAUGAUAGCAGUGUUCAGAUCAAGGCUGGCAAAGCUGAGAUUGAACGAAGGAUAUCUGCAUUUAUAGAGCGUAAACAGCUGGAGAUCAAUGAAAACAAUGUGCGGGAGUUUUGCAACGUGAUCAACUGCAAUCAGGAAAACAGUUGUGCUAGAACCGAUGCCGUCUUCACACCUUAUCCAGGUUUCAAGAGUCAUGUCAAAGUGACCCGUGUAGUGAAUACAUAUGGGCCUCAAACCCGAGCUGGGCACUCUGAACAAGGAGAUCAGCAGCAAAUCUACAGCAGAGACUGUGGAAACCCUGCCAUUGAGGAGAGACUACACAACAUAGAGGCUCAUCUGAAGCUAACAAAAGCGGGUCCUGUGCCUCAAAGUGUUUACCAGCGACUAAAGAAGGUAGAGGAUCGAAUUCUGGAACUUGAGGGUCUAUCCCCAGAGUACUUCCACUCCACAGGUUACUUACACAAGCGCCCAAAAGCUUCAGUUUCUCAGAGCUACAGCUUGUCUGAGUUGGAUGGGAAGAUCAGCGCAGUUAAAACGGCCUUGCUUAAGAGAGCGAAUGAGUUCCAGUCUAGAGAUGUGAGAGAAUUUCCAUUAUGACAUUUUGACGUCUUUUUGUCUGUCUACCUUGUAGAUUGCUUAUUGUCAUACAUUUACU
This is a messenger RNA of Trichomycterus rosablanca, 1105 nucleotides long. It is a transcript of the gene mbip, whose product is annotated as MAP3K12 binding inhibitory protein 1. Lineage: Eukaryota; Metazoa; Chordata; Actinopteri; Siluriformes; Trichomycteridae. The transcript is spliced from 9 exons. Bases 1 to 1047 code for a protein of 348 amino acids. The record is from RefSeq and is a predicted model, not a curated record.